CUUUCCCGUUUCCUCCUCCACUGAAAAUUUCCCCGGUCCCAGCGAAGCUUCGUCAACUCCACGAUCUGCACUCUGUCUCCAGGGCCUUGGCUGCCGUAGGAAGGCCUUCAUUUGAUAUCUGCUUGUCGAUAUCCAAUAUUUGUUUUGGUCGAUUCCCCCCCUCACCGCUACCGACAAGCACGCGAAAUUCAGAGUCCAACUUGAGGUCAUACCAUCAUCCAUCCAUCUCACGCGCAUCCGGUCGCCUCCUUCCCCCCUUCUUCCCAUUACCCCCCUUCUGUCUCUUCUUUCUCCUUAAUCACUAGCGAUACUCUAUCGAUAUUCGAACAUUAUGUCCCGAUCCGCCGCCGACGCGACCCGAUUCACAGCCACGGGGCCCUAUGCCCACUCCAAGCCUGGUUCCGCGACUCCCUACAAGCUCCCCAGCUUCAUGGCCAAUGCGGCUCAACAGCAACAGGGUGGACAAUCCGGGGGUAGACCCGAGACUCCCAAGGAGAAGGUCGAGCGGUUGCGAGCACAAGCCCGUGCUGCCCGAUUAGCCCAGUCAACGUCGCGCGUGGAUCAAAUGAUCGACCUCGGCCGUCGGGUCGCAAACAAGGCCCACAAGACCAUGGUCUAUACACUCAUUGCGGCAUCGGGUGUUUGCGGAGCCCUCACAGUCUACUCCAUCGUAUCUCUCUCUUUAUAUAACCGCCGUCAGCGGGCACUGUGGAUUGAAAAGGAGCUGCAGACUCUCCAUGACGCCAAGGUGGCCUACGUUCAGGGAACCGCCACAUCGGAACAAUUGGAGUUGCUGAAGAACGAGAAGAUCGCCGAGAUCUACCAGCGGAAGAAGGAAGAGGAGCGGCAGCAGCGUCCAUGGAACAAGGCAAAGCAGUACCUGUUUGGGGGCUUGAAGGCGGACGAGACCCCCGUCGAGGCAAACCCCAACCCCAUCCCGGAGAGCCUGGUGGCGGACGACAAGCCUCGCGUCUUGGAAGCUAUCAACACCGCGAAGGCGUCGGGUGAGACUUUCGUUCCUGCACAGCAGGGUCAGCUGGAUACUUUAGCGGCGAAUGCCGAGGAUGCUGCCAAGCAAACGACGCGAAGCUGGAAGAGCUGGUUCGCUGGGCGGUGAACCGACAAAAUUGAAGAUCAAGGAAAGCAUAUAGAAAAUUUGGGUUACGAAAAGAGAAUAUAGGUUCCUCGUCACCGUCCAGUCGCAGCUACUUCCCUCAUCCUCGUUUCCUGUCUUGCAUGGCAUCUUGUCGUCUCUUCCUUCCUCUCUUCUACCACAUCUGGGGUUUGUGGCGUAUCUUGCUUUAGUUUAGUUUUGUUUUUGUUCUUCUUGGGUGUGUGAAUGUGCGCGCGCGCUACGAGAUGUAUUAUUUCAUGUGCUGUUGUUUAGUCUGCGAGGUCUACGCAAUUCAAUUGCGGGCUUGUGUCAUAUUGAUGUACAUAUACAUAUAUUUCUAUUUUCUUGAUCAUGACCCAACUACAAUGGUAGUCAUUCAUUUGCGGAU
Molecule: messenger RNA, 1502 nt
Organism: Aspergillus homomorphus CBS 101889
Lineage: Eukaryota; Fungi; Ascomycota; Eurotiomycetes; Eurotiales; Aspergillaceae
Product: cytochrome c oxidase assembly protein COX14
Exons: 2
Coding region: 332-1117 (261 amino acids)
Source: RefSeq, a predicted model, not a curated record